Molecule: messenger RNA, 1614 nt
Organism: Talpa occidentalis (Iberian mole)
Lineage: Eukaryota; Metazoa; Chordata; Mammalia; Eulipotyphla; Talpidae
Gene: SHISA7
Product: shisa family member 7
Exons: 4
Coding region: 1-1614 (537 amino acids)
Biological process (GO): regulation of AMPA receptor activity; regulation of short-term neuronal synaptic plasticity
Cellular component (GO): postsynaptic density; dendritic spine membrane; AMPA glutamate receptor complex
Source: RefSeq, a predicted model, not a curated record
AUGCCGGCCCUCCUGCUGCUCGGGACCCUCCUGCUCCUGGCCCCCGCCGACCGGGCCGGGGCGCGCCCGUCCAACGCCACGGGCGCCGCGCCCGGCCCGCUGCCCGCCCUGCUGGCGCACCUGCGGCGCCUGACCGGGGCGCUGGCGGGCGGCGGGGGCGCCGCGGGCGGGGGCGCCAACGGCACGCGGAGCGGCGGCGCGGGCGGGGCGGGCGCCGCGGCCCGGGCGCCGCCGCCGGCCGAGCUGUGCCACGGCUACUACGACGUGAUGGGCCAGUACGACGCCACCUUCAACUGCAGCACCGGCUCCUACCGCUUCUGCUGCGGCACGUGCCACUACCGCUUCUGCUGCGAGCACCGCCACAUGCGCCUGGCGCAGGCCUCCUGCUCCAACUACGACACGCCCCGCUGGGCCACCACGCCGCCGCCGCUGGCCGGGGGCGCCGCGGGCGCCGGGGGCGCGGGCGGGGGGCUCGGGCCCGGCCAGGCCGGGUGGCUGGAGGGCGGCCGGGCGGGGGGCGCCGGGGGGCGCGGGGGCGAGGGCCCCGGGGGCAGCACGGCCUACGUGGUGUGCGGGGUCAUCAGCUUCGCCCUUGCUGUGGGCGUCGGCGCCAAGGUGGCCUUCAGCAAGGCGUCCCGGGCGCCCCGGGCGCCCCGGGAGAUCAGCGUGCCCAGGGCUCUGGUGGACAUCCUGCGGCAUCAGACAGGGCCUGGGGCCCGGCCCGACAGGACGCGGAGCAGCUCCCUGACCCCAGGGCUCGGGGGCUCGGACAGCAUGCCGCCCAGGACACCCAAGAGCCUCUACAACACCGUGAAGCCCUCCAACCUCGACUGGCGGGCCGUGCCGCCCCCCAGCCCCUCGCUGCACUACUCCACGCUGUCCUGCUCGCGGUCCUUCCACAACCUCUCACACCUGCCGCCGUCCUACGAGGCCGCCGUGAAGUCUGAGCUCAACCGCUACUCCUCGCUCAAGAGGCUGGCGGAGAAGGACCUGGACGAGGCGUACCUGAAGCGCCGGCACCUGGAGCUGCCCCGCGGGACGCUGCCCCUGCACGCGCUGCGGCGCCCCGGCACCGGCGGCUACCGCCUGGAGGGCUGGGGGGGGCCCGAGGAGCUGGGCCUGGCGCCUGCACCCAACCCGCGGCGGGUCAUGUCCCAGGAGCACCUGCUGGGCGACGGGGGCCGCGGGCGCUACGAGUUCACGCUGCCGCGCGCGCGCCUGGUGUCCCAGGAGCACCUGCUGCUGUCCUCGCCCGAGGCCCUGCGCCAGAGCCGCGAGCACCUGCUGUCGCCCCCGCGCAGCCCUGCGCUGCCCCCCGAGCCCGCCGGGCGUGCCGGCCUGGCCGCCUCCCACUCCAACCUGCUGCUGGGGCCCGGGGGGCCCCCCACGCCGCUGCACGGGCUGCCGCCACCGCCCGGCCUGCACGCGCACCACCACCACGGCCUGCACGGCUCCCCGCAGCCCGCCUGGAUGGCCGACGCCGGUGGCGGGGGCACGCUGGCCCGCAGGCCGCCCUUCCAGCGCCAGGGCACGCUGGAGCAGCUGCAGUUCAUCCCCGGCCACCACCUGCCCCAGCACCUGCGCACCGCCAGCAAGAACGAGGUGACUGUCUGA